AUGCUUUACCCCGCGACCACCGUCUGCACCGACCCGUCAUGCCCUAGCCACGGUCGCGUUCUUCGAUUAUGGGAAGAUCCGAAGCGGGUGACCAUGUUCUCUCUUGCGAGUGGGGUGUUUGAGGGGUUCGCGGUGGCGACCAGCUGCAGGAAGUGCCGGGCAACGUACUACCCAAACUACGUCGUCCGUGGUGAUGUGCGACAAUAUUAUGAGGGUAUCCCCGACUACGUACAGGUCGCCGACCACACAUACAUCGAAAACGCUCUUCUCGAGCACUUCACAAUGCUAUCCGUUCUGUCUUGGACGUCAUCCACAAAUACCGCCCACAUCUACCACGAGUCAAUGUCACACCUGCCCUCCGACGCCCGUGACAUCCCCCGCUUCCAGCUUCGUACAGAACAUACGUCGGACGGGUUUGUCCUCCUCGCCCUGUUACGUGAUGCAAAGGACCGGGGCAGCGUCCUUGAAGUCCCCAACAGUGGCGACCAGCAGGAGCGUUUCAAGGAUGCCAUGAUCGCCCGCAAUCGGCGCAUUCAAUUCUCGGGCCAGCCGGAGUACGCUCAUUGGUGUCAGAAAUGCCACCGGCGUUUCGACGAUGAUAGCGGUCCGCAUUUCGUCGACUGCAUCGUAACCGAUGGUAUUAGCAUAGGACGGCCCUGUUGCGGCGUUCAAAAUUGUCGGGAGCCACUUCGCACGCCGCAGGAUCACUGGUGCGCGCGUCAUGUCCAUCAGGCCGCGUUCUGCGUCGUCGACGGCUGUUGCUACGCCCAUCGCCAAGGAUUUCGGACCUGCGACUCACAUGCCGCUGUUGAAGACCACCACGUUGCUACUGGCCAGGCGCUCUUUACCCUGCGAAUGCGUCUUCAGCGUGCCCAAGUCACACAUCCAACAGAUGCCAUCGAACCCGAUGCCCCGGUCGAAGAGGAUGUCGAUCUCGACGACACUCUCGAUGGCCCUUGUCCGGAGAAGCCUGUUGACGGGAACCGACGUGUCCGCGCACGCUUUGGUCGUCGGCGUACGCACAACGAGCAACUCAUCGUGCGGCCGUGCGGCAUCAUCACUGCCCGGGAAACUUUCUAUGGGGCAGAGACUACGCCGCAGGUUCUUGACAUGUUGCAUAAGAAGCAUCUCAUUCCGGGGUCGAUGCCGCGGUUCGUUUACUAUGACAAUAACUGUGGGCUCUACAAGCACUGUGCAGCCACCGCUGGGGAGGACCUCCACACCCGCAUCGGCCUCCCGGUAGACGUAUUCCACUGGAAAUGCAAACACAAGAAGACGGACGUUGAGUGUUCUUUCCAUUGCAACCCACACAUGUUUCCGGAGCUUCUCAACGGCGACCGUUCGUGGUACUUCAAUUCCUCCCGUGCCGAGCAGACGAACGUGUGGUUCGGCGGUUAUCACGCCAUUGUACGGGAAAUGGGUGCGGUAAAAUACGAGUUCUUCCUCGACGAGAUGAUCUUGAGGAAGAACGAACUCACACGGGCGAAAUUGGAGGCCGAGGGCUGGACUCCGGGUUAUCGCGAUGAUAUCAGGUUUGCAGGCACGAAUGUUUCAUUGUAG
Molecule: messenger RNA, 1560 nt
Organism: Trametes versicolor FP-101664 SS1
Lineage: Eukaryota; Fungi; Basidiomycota; Agaricomycetes; Polyporales; Polyporaceae
Exons: 4
Coding region: 1-1560 (519 amino acids)
Source: RefSeq, a predicted model, not a curated record